GAUAUUCUUGAAAUUUUCAAACAGGUAAAAAUCAACAUUCCUUUGUUGGAUGCAAUCAAACAAAUUCCAUCAUAUGCUAAGUUUUUGAAAGAUUUAUGCACAAUGAAGCGUACGAUGAAGGUGCAGAAGAAGGCUUUUCUCACUGAGCAGGUAAGCGCCAUCCUCCAGAACAAUUCUCUUCCUAAGUAUAAAGACCCGGGUUGUCCAACAAUUUCCUGCGUGAUUGGAAAUUUUAGAAUUGAAAAAGCUUUACUUGACCUCGGAGCUAGUGUUAACCUCCUACCCUACUCGGUAUAUGAGCAGUUGGGUCUUGGUGAAAUUCCUCACAUUUGGACUCAACAAGAUAAUAGGAAAUUUUUUGUGGAGGUAAGAAAAUUCUUUUGGGAUGAUCCAUAUCUGUUCAAGUAUUGCCCAGUUUGGGCAUACCGUACUGCUUUUAAAACCCCGAUUGGUAUGUCCCCAUAUCGACUCAUUUUUGGAAAGGCAUGUCACUUACCUGUGGAAUUGGAACACAAAGCUUACUGGGCAAUCAAGAAAUUUAAUUUUGAUUUGGAUAAAGCUUGCUCUCUUCGUAAGUUUCAGCUUAAUGAGUUGGAAGAAAUCAGGAAUGAAGCUUACGAAAACUCUCGUAUUGCCAAGGAGAGAAUGAAAAUUUUUCAUGACAAAAAUAUUUUUCGAAAAUCUUUUGAGCCUUCACAAAAAGUUUUGUUGUAUAAUUCAAGGCUCCAUUUGUUUCCUGGCAAACUUCGAUCCCGAUGGAUUGGUCCCUUUGUUGUAAACACUGUUUAUCCUUUUGGGGCCAUUGAGAUAGAAAAUCCAGAGAAUGGUAAUGUUUUUAAGGUUAAUGGACAAAGAUUGAAACCAUAUUUGGAUGAUUUUACUCCAGAGGAAUUCUCCUCCUCCCUGCUUGCCAUGAAUUGCUUGGAGAAUAGGCAGGCCAACUCCCCAAAACUUUCUAUAAAGCCGGUUGCCAAGGAACCAAACCACACCCUCGCUACUCCCUUUAAGGUUAAUGGGGGAAGGCUCUAUAGGCCUCCUCUUCAUGGAAACCAUGCAAGGUCAUGUGCACCUUGA
This is a messenger RNA of Carya illinoinensis, 1074 nucleotides long. RefSeq lists its product as uncharacterized. The transcript is spliced from 4 exons. NCBI's taxonomy places the organism in Eukaryota, Viridiplantae, Streptophyta, Magnoliopsida, Fagales, Juglandaceae. The annotation marks the transcript as partial. The record is from RefSeq and is a predicted model, not a curated record.